AUGUCAAAUGAGUCUGGAAUUAAUGACAGCAGUAAUACUGUUCGUGGUUUUAGGCUGUUUAAUAAUUUAGGUAGGUUUGUGUUGCAACAGCAUGACAAUAAUCAAGGUUUGGUAGGUGCCAUCUUGAGGCAAAGACCACAUAUUUCCCAAAAUUUUGAAUUGCCACAAGAAAUGCAAAGAAAUGUAGUACCACGUUUAUCAGAUAAUGAUGAUGUUUCCUUAGCUAGACGCAGGCAAAAUGCUCAAUGUGUUGCCUCUUUACGUCGAUUGGAAUCGACUGAUCAGGCCAAUAAUAGGCGGCAUAAUGAUGCUGUUAGACAUGCGGCUAGGCGCAAUGCAGAAUCAGCUCAGCAAACUCGCAACAGACAAGUUAUGGAUGCUCAACGGCACGUUGUUGCUAGACAAUUAGAAUCUAAUGAGCAGGCUGCCAAUAGACGUGCUGAAAAUGCUCAUAGACAAGCCAUGGCUCGAGAAAUGCAUAAUGCGCCGUAUUAUAAUAUUGCACGUCAAAAUGUAUUGCCUAAUUUAUAUUUUUUAGGUGCUAUGGACAAAAAAUGUGAUUAUUGUCAAGCUUUAAAGUUUGAAAAUGAAAAUUGUUUUAAAUGUUGUCACACUGGUAAAGUUGCAUUAGAUAAUUUGUCUCCUUACCCUCAGCAGCUUGGGGAAUUAUUAACAAAUACAGAUACUGUUCAGGCAAAAAACUUUCAGUCAAAUAUACGUAAGUAUAAUAGUGCCGUUGCCUUUGCUUCUUUUGGAGCAAACCUUCGCCCCCCACCUGGCCGUGGACCACCAUGCUUUCGUAUCUGUGGUCAAAUAUGGCAUCGUGUUGGGGGUCUUCACCCUCCUGAAGGACAAACACCUGUUUUUAACCAACUUUAUAUUUAUGAAGCAGGUAGGGCUCUCAACGAAAGAAUGGCACGCCAAGAAAAUAAUGGCUGUCGUGAAGACGUGAUGCGAACUGUUCAAGAUGUUAUGGACAGAGUAAGCCCGUUUGCUGCUGCCUAUAGGUACAUGGCUGAAGUUGAAGCUGAAGAAUUGAAUCAGGCAGCAGCACAAAACCGUGCUCCAUCUGAAGUGCGUAUGUACAUGAGAGUUGGCAAUGACCGAAAGCGCUACAACUUGCCACAUCAUGAUGAAGUUGCGGCAGUAUUUGUUGGCCAAGAUGGAGCACCUCCUGGAAACAGGGAUGUUGUUAUCUAUCCGCGUGGAGGUGAUUUACAGAAUAUUUCCACAAUGUCUGCAAACUUGGAUCCAAUGGUGUAUCCUCUUUUUUUUCCAAGGGGUGAACCAGGUUGGCAUAAUAGGAUACCUCAUGUUGCUGUACGUGCAACCCGUACUCGCAACACUACUACAAUGUUGCAGUAUUAUACUUACCGUUUAGCUGCUCGGGAAUAUUUCAGCCCGAUUCAUUAUGGUAAGAAAUUGUUUCAGCAGUAUUGUGUUGAUUCUUAUGUUAAAGUUGAAGGUAAUAAUUUAAAUUACAUUCGAGCAAAUCAAACCAACCUUCGUGUUGAUAGUUAUGAAGGUUUAGCUGACCAUUUGAAUGCACGAGCUGAAGAGCGAGGCCUUCAACCAGGUCGUAUUGUUGUUCUUCCUUCGAGUUUUCAAGGAAGUCCACGUGCCAUGGCUCAAAACUAUCAAGAUGCUAUGGCAGUUAUUGGUAAGUUUGGAAAACCUGAUUUUUUUCUGACUUUUACGUGCAAUCCAAAAUGGCGUGAAAUUACAGAAAAUUUGUUUGCAGGCCAACGUGCACACGAUCGGCCUGAUUUAGUUUCUCGAGUUUUUAAAUUGAAACUAAAUGAACUCCUUAAAGAUGUUACUGAAAUGGGAGUUCUAGGUAAGACUAUAGCACAUGUGUAUGUUAUAGAAUUUCAAAAGAGGGGUUUGCCUCAUUGUCAUUUGUUAAUUCAUUUAGAUCCCAAUGACAAACUUAGGGAUGCAGAUGACAUAGACAGUGUUAUUUCAGCAGAAAUUCCUAAUCAACAGGAACACCCUGAGCUGUUUGAAAUUGUACGAUCGUGUAUGAUUCAUGGACCAUGUGGACAUCUGAAUCCUAAUUCCAGAUGUAUGGAAGAUGGUGUUUGCACAAAAAGUUUUCCAAAGAACUUUUUAGCAUCUACGGUAGCUGAAGUCAACGGAUAUCCAUUAUAUAGACGUCGUGAUAAUGGUAUACAUAUCAAUGUCAAUAAUGUUGACGUAGAUAAUCGCUGGAUUGUUCCAUAUAAUCCAUGGCUUUCCAAGAAAUACAAUGCACAUAUAAACUUGGAGGCGUGCAUGUCUGUUAAGUCUGUUAAAUACCUCUAUAAAUAUAUUUAUAAAGGUCAUGAUUGUGCCAACAUUGAGAUCAAUGAACGUAUUGAUCAUGAUGAGGUGCAGACAUUUUUAGAUGCACGGUAUGUCAGUGCACCGGAAGCCAUAUGGCGUCUUUUUGAAUUGACCAUGCACCAACAAUCUCAUGUUGUCCAUAGAUUGCCAGUGCACUUGCCAAAAAACCAUAUUGUUUAUUUUCAGCAAGGACAGGCUGAAGAGGCUCUGGACAGAGCUGCAGAUCAGGCUACAAAAUUAACAGCUUGGUUUGUGUUAAAUGCAGAGAAUCAUGAUGCUCGCCAAUAUAUGUAUCCAGACAUUCCUCUUCAUUUUGUUUUUAAUAAGAACAAAGUUUGGAAACCAAGACAACGCGGUCAUGGUAAAAUUGUGUCCAGAAUGUAUAGUGUGAGUCCUCGCGCAGGUGAGCUUUUUUAUUUACGUAUGUUGCUAUUGCAUACACCUGGUGCAACUUCUUUUAAAGAUUUACGAACUGUCAAUGGCAAUGUUGCUGAAACAUUUCGUGACGCCUGUUUAUUGCGUGGUCUCCUGCAAGAUGAUACUGAAUGGAACAAUACUUUGCAGGAAGCUGUUAACUUUCAGAUGCCUCGACAAUUAAGGCAACUGUUUGCUGUGAUACUUACUCACUGCGAACCUUCUGAUCCUUUUACUUUGUGGACAAGGUACAAGGAUGCAAUGUAUGAAGAUUAUAUUCACCAAAUGAAUGAGGAACAUGCUGAGUACAGGCUGCUUCAAGAUAUUAAUUCUGUACUUAGGCAAUUUGGUAAAUCUCUUACUGAUUAUAAUCUUCCUCAUUUAGAUGAAUUACCCCCAGCUGAAAACAUUGAUGUAGCUAUGGAGGCUGAAAGAGCUUCCCAACUAAGGGCUCAACUUACUGACGAACAGACUGCACUGGCUAAUGCAGUCAUAGAAGCUGUUGUAAAUGUUGCUAACAAUGCAGCCCAAAACAACCGUCUGUUUUAUUUAGAAGGUGCUGGUGGUAGUGGUAAAACCUUUACUUAUAAUUACCUUAUUUCUGAACUUACAGGUAGGGGUUUUCAAGUUGGAACUGCUGCAUUUACUGGCAUAGCAGCAACACUUUUGAAAAAGGGUACCACCAUUCAUAGACUAUUCUGGUUACCUGUUCCUAUUGUAGAGAACAGUACAUGCAAGAUAACCCCGGUUUCCGCUUAUGCUGCAGAAUUGCGACAAAAGAGUCUAUUUUUACUUGAUGAAGCUUCCAUGAUUCCUAAGCAUGCUUUUCAUGCAAUAGAUCGUCUUCUACAAGAUAUUUGUAAUAAUGAGCUUCCAUUUGGAGGUAAAGUUGUUCUUUUAGGUGGUAAUUUUUCACAGUUACUGCCUGUUGUCAGAAAAGGAAAAGCAACUGAAAUUGUGGACAUGUGUUUAAAAAGUUCUCCAUUAUGGCACUUGGUUAAAGAAUUUCGAUUACAUCAAAACAUGAGAACAAGGCCAGGAGAACAACAAUUUGCUGCAUGGCUUCUGCAACUUGGGAAAGGUGUUUUACCUGUUCGGGAGCAAGAACCUUUCCAAGGCGCAAUUAAAGUGCCAUCCCAAUGUGUGAUACAAAAUGAAUGUAUUGUUGAUACUUUGUUUAGGAAUCUUUCACCGGAAAUUAUGGCAUCAUCUGUGGUACUAACACCCACAAAUGAUGACUCACUUACCAUUAAUGAUCAGGUGUUGGCGCUGUUGCCUGGUGAAGAAAAAGUUUAUUUUAGCGCAGAUGAUGUUGUGUGUGAUGAGGAGGAGGAACGGAAUCAAUAUCCGGUAGAAUUUUUAAAUAGUAUCACACCUUCAGGUAUGCCUCCUCAUUGCCUUAAAUUAAAAACUGGUGCCAUUGUUAUGUUAUUAAGAAACAUAAACAUGAAUAAUGGUUUAUGUAAUGGCACUCGACUAAUUAUAAGACGUCUUCAUGACAACUGUGUCGAUGCUGAAGUACUCACUGGCAAUGCCAUUGGAGAUAGGGUACUUAUUCCAAGGGUGCAACUUGCACCUUCGGAUACAGGUAUGCCUUUUGUUUUACGUCGCAGACAGCUUCCACUAAGGCUGUCUUAUGCUAUGACAAUAAACAAGGCACAAGGUCAAACCUUUGAAAAGGUUGGAAUAUUGUUGCGCAGGCCAUGUUUUUCUCAUGGUCAGCUGUAUGUUGCUUUUUCUAGAGCAAGAGCAUUUGGUGAUGUUCGAGUAAGUGUUGUUCCCUCAUCCAGGCAAGGGUUUUUUAAUAGGGAAUGUUAUACUCAAAAUGUGGUUUACCGUCAGGUUCUUACAUAA
Messenger RNA from Hydractinia symbiolongicarpus, 4593 nucleotides. RefSeq lists its product as uncharacterized. The transcript has a single exon. The record is from RefSeq and is a predicted model, not a curated record. NCBI's taxonomy places the organism in Eukaryota, Metazoa, Cnidaria, Hydrozoa, Anthoathecata, Hydractiniidae. Gene Ontology annotation, molecular function: DNA helicase activity. Gene Ontology annotation, biological process: telomere maintenance; DNA repair. Bases 1 to 4593 code for a protein of 1530 amino acids.